AUGGUAACAGUACCCACAGUCCCCCACAGCAACGGACCCCACAGCCUCCCACAACAACGGCACCCACAGCCUCCCACAGCAACAGCACCCACAGCCCCCUACACCAACGGCACCCACAGCCUCCCACAGCAACGGCACCCACAGCCUCCCACAGCAACAGCACCCACAGCCCCCUACACCAACGGCACCCACAGCCUCCCACAGCAACGGCACCCACAGCCUCCCACAGCAACAGCACCCACAGCCCCCUAUACCAACGGCACCCACAGCCUCACACAUCAACAGCACCCACAGACUCCCACAGCAACGGCACCCACAGCCUCCCACAGCAACGGCACCCACAGCCUCCCACAGCAACGGCACCCACAGCCUCCCACGGCAACGGCACCCACAGCCUCCCACAGCAACGGCACUCACAGCCUCCCACAGCAACGGCACCCACAGCCUCCCACAGCAACGGCACCCCCCGCCUCCCACAGAAAGGCACCCACAGCCUCCCACAGCAACGGAACCCACAGCCUCCCACAACAACGGUACCCACAGCCCCCCACAGCAACUUCACCCACAUCCCCCACAGCAACGGUACCCACAGCCCUCCACUGCAACGGCACCCACAGCCCCCCACAGCAACUUCACCCACAGCCCCCCACAGCAACGGUACCCACAGCCCCACACUGCAACGGUACCCACAGCCCCCCACAGCAACUUUACCCAGAGCCCCCCACAGCAACGGUACCCACAACCCUCCACUGCAAUGGCACCCACAGUCCCCACAGCAACUUCACCCCACAGCCCCCACAGCAACAGUACCCAGCCCCCACUGCAGCAGCACCCACAGCCUCCACAGCAACAGCACCCACAACCUCCCACAGCAACAGCACCCACAGCCCCCCACAGCUUCACCCCAGCCCCUCACAGCAACAGUGCCCACAGCCUCCCACCCCACACCUCACCACAGCAACGGCACCCACAGCCCCCCACAGCAACUUCACCCACAGCCCCUCACAGCAACGGUACCCACAGCCUCCCACCCCACACCUCCCCACAGCAACGGCACCCACAGCCCCCCCAGCACCCGAACCCCCAACCCCCCACACCAACGGCGCCCACAGCCCCCCACUCCACACCUCCCCACAGCGCAUCCACACAGCAAAGAGGAGGGGUCGAAAACAUUAA
Molecule: messenger RNA, 1176 nt
Organism: Eriocheir sinensis (Chinese mitten crab)
Lineage: Eukaryota; Metazoa; Arthropoda; Malacostraca; Decapoda; Varunidae
Product: mucin-2-like
Exons: 1
Coding region: 1-1176 (391 amino acids)
Source: RefSeq, a predicted model, not a curated record